CUCAGGAAUAAACAAUAAGCUCACUUCGGUAGCCAACAUGGCUGUGGACAGAAAAGUAUGAAGUGUGACACUUGUAAACCAAACUAAUCCAACAACAUUAGCUACCGUGUCAUAGGUUCAGUGUCUGUGAGAAGCAGCAGAGAACCCACCAUUCUCUGGCAUCAACGGGAAACGCAGCCGAAGAGUCACAAUGAGCAACAUUUACAUUCAAGAGCCUCCAACGAGCGGGAAGGUCCUGUUGAAGACCUCAGCGGGUGAUAUCGACAUUGAGCUGUGGUCCAAGGAGGCUCCUAAAGCAUGCAGGAACUUUGUGCAACUGUGCAUGGAAGGUUACUAUGAUGGAACAAUAUUCCAUAGAGUGGUGCCUGACUUCAUCGUUCAAGGUGGAGAUCCGACUGGAUCAGGGACAGGUGGAGCGUCCAUCUAUGGUCGGCCAUUCAGGGAUGAAUUUCACUCCAGAUUGCGGUUCAUUCGAAGAGGUCUGGUUGCCAUGGCGAAUGCCGGGCCUCAUGAUAAUGGCAGUCAGUUCUUCUUCACCUUGGGACGUGCAGAUGAGCUCAACAAUAAGCAUACCAUAUUUGGCAAGGUCACCGGAGACACAGUUUAUAAUUUGCUCAGAUUAACAGAAGUUGAAUGUAACCAUGAUGAAAGACCUCUAAAUCCCCAUAAAAUAAGAACUGCUGAGGUGCUUCAUUCUCCUUUUGACGACAUUAUACCUCGUGAAACUAAAAAAGGAAAAAAGGAAAAAGACAAAGAGGAGGCAAAGAAGUCACAGUCGAAAGCCACAAAGAACUUCAGUCUGUUAUCGUUUGGAGAGGAAGCUGAAGAGGAAGAGGAGAUGGUGAAUCAAGUCAGCCAGACAUUAAAGGGAAAAAGCAAAAGCAGCCACGACCUUCUGAAAGAUGAUCCAAGGCUGAGCUCUGUUCCAGCAGUUGAUAAGAAGAAAAAGAAAGAGACAUCUGGAGAUACUCCUGAGACAGAUGACGACGAGGCUGAGGAUGAUGUUGAAGGCGACAUGGAUGCAGAUGAAGAAUACGACUCAGAUAGGAAAGAGAAGAUGAGAGAGCUGGUCAGUAAAAAGCUGAAGAAAGACAAAGGCACGGAGAAAACAACAGAGCCCAGUGAGGAGGAGCGCGGGAAAAAGACCAGUCGCAGUGACGAUUUACGUAAAGAGUCACGACAGUUGAAGAGGGAUCUUCAAGCCAUCAAGCAAAGGAAAGAGGAAAGUUUAAAACCGCCAGUCGAGGAAGUCAAGGAUGCGGACACAAAGCCAAGCAGUGAGGCGGUGGCUGAGUACCUGGAGGGAAGAAAGAAGUACGAUGAUCUCAGGAAACAAAAACCGAAGAAGAGCUCAAACAGAGAGGCAGAGACACUGGCCCUGCUCAAUCGCUUCAAGACCAAGCUGUCGUCGGCCAUCACCGAAGCUCCAGCGGACGUAGACGUGGAGGAGCUGGCAGAAGAUGAUGACAAAGGAUGGAUGGCCCAUGUUUUGCAGUUUGAUGAGCAAUCCAGAAAAGUCAAGGAUGCCGCCAUCCAGGACGAGGACACUUUUGAGAUCCACGACCCACGCAACCCGGUCAAUAAACGAAGGAGAGAGGAGAGCAAGAGGAUCUUGAAGGAGAAGAAGGCCAAAUGGUGAGGUCACGAGGUCGGAGGUCAGGUCCUGCCCAAGCUGCUCAUACAGCACUCUGCUUGUCCGCUUGUCCACCACUUCAAACCUGGCUUUUGUUGAACAGUCUCCUGGCUCCAACAUCUGGAUUGAGGAUACUGACCUGAGCGCAUACCAUCCCUGUAAUCUGUGAUGGAAAGGCUUCUUCACCCGGAACAGCUGCACACAGACAAACGCUCAGUUACUCAACAGGAUUAAGACUGUAGUCGCAGUAAUGAUUAAGGUCGCGACCUGAUUUUGUCUAAUGUUGUUUACGCCAUUCUCCUUCUGUCUAUGUCGUCUAAAGCUUAAAUGUGAACGUUAGACUUUGUUAGAAAAAUAAACAACAUUUGUAAGCACCAUGUAAUGAUCUGACUCUAUUCAAUUAAAAUUUUCCCACUUUA
Molecule: messenger RNA, 2052 nt
Organism: Hippoglossus stenolepis (Pacific halibut)
Lineage: Eukaryota; Metazoa; Chordata; Actinopteri; Pleuronectiformes; Pleuronectidae
Gene: cwc27
Product: CWC27 spliceosome associated cyclophilin
Exons: 14
Coding region: 191-1639 (482 amino acids)
Biological process (GO): protein peptidyl-prolyl isomerization; protein folding
Cellular component (GO): catalytic step 2 spliceosome
Molecular function (GO): peptidyl-prolyl cis-trans isomerase activity
Source: RefSeq, a predicted model, not a curated record